Salvelinus sp. IW2-2015 is the source of this 3264-nucleotide messenger RNA. RefSeq names its product scavenger receptor class A member 5. The record is from RefSeq and is a predicted model, not a curated record. Gene Ontology annotation, cellular component: plasma membrane; synaptic cleft; terminal bouton. Gene Ontology annotation, molecular function: ferritin receptor activity. Gene Ontology annotation, biological process: iron ion transmembrane transport. NCBI's taxonomy places the organism in Eukaryota, Metazoa, Chordata, Actinopteri, Salmoniformes, Salmonidae.
GUAUAAGUACAGCAACUAGAUACUAUAUAUAGAAUGAGGUAAGAAUGCAUCUAGUCAGAGUUGUCCAGGCAGGGGUAUUAGCCACAUCGUAGUCUCCAUGCCUACACUUUUAAAAAGGGAUUAAUUCACCCGAGCAUCACAGACUGGCUGGUGCACAUAUAUGCUCGGAUCUCCACUGGCUGGUGCACGGAUCUCCACGCUGCGCUUAUCUAGCUACUGAGAGAGUGAGACUUCAGUUAACUGUUUUAUGUUGAAAGGAAACGUUUAUUGAGAUGCCAUUGGGAAAACAUGCACCCUUUUUAAAUUGAAAUUAGAGAUGAGACAUUUGCAUCUGUUAUACUUUUUAGUCACAACUUUGACAAGUUCCUGAAUGGAGAAUAAGGCCAUGUACCUGAGUACAUAUGAAGAGAGGGAGAACGGAUCCUUCUAUGAGGAGGGCUACGAUGGCAGAAACCUAUCAAAGCUCAACCUGUGUGAAGACGCUGUUUCUGCCAAGAGAAGAAAGCCAGACAAUUGCUGCAGCCACCUGAACUCCCUGUCUGCCAUCAAGUAUGCCAUCGUGUCUCUAUACAUCUUGGUACUCCUGAGCAUCUUUGGUCUCUGUUUAGCAGUGUCCAGGUCCCAGAUGUCCUCAGAGAAGCAGGAGGCACUGAUGGAAAACAUGACCCGUAUGGAGGACCGCUCUCGGGAGCUCCAGCAGUCCCUGGGUGACAUCUCCUCUCAGGCAGACCUCCUGGAGAACAUCUGGAAGCUGGAGAGCCUGUUCCAGAACCACAGUGAGUCCUUAAAGCAGCUGGGCCUGGCAGUGAGCGGCCUGGAGAGGGAUAUCAGGGAUCUGCAAGGCCACUGCCAGUCGACAGACAGCACCGUGGAGCAGCUGGGGGACCGUGUAUCCGUCCUGAACCGCUCCACCCAGAGGAACGUGAGUGGGCUCAGCAACCAGCUGGCCCAGGCCUCGGUCUCGCUGCACAACCACGACCUCCUGCUGAGGAGCACAGCGGACCAGGUGGACCAGCUCAAGGAUAGGCUGGAGGAGGUUGGCUGGACGGUCGGCUCAGUCAACCACACGUUCACCAGCGACAUCAGCGUCCAUCACCUAAAGAUCCAGGACCUGCAGGUGCAGAUCAGCAAUGCAAGCCAGGAUGCACGGCACAUGAGGGAGACACAAGUGCACAUGGAAGAGACCCUGAAGAAUGAGGUAGAGAUCCUCAGCACCAUCACAGAGGACCUGAGGCUCAAGGACUGGGAGCACUCCAAUAUCCUUAAGAACAUCACCUAUUUAGAAGGGCCUCCAGGACCAAAAGGUGAGAAGGGCGAUGUUGGGCCACUUGGUGCCCCUGGUGUGGCAGGCCUCAUAGGGAUGAGAGGUUUUACAGGAGAAAAAGGCUUCCAGGGUCCAAGGGGACUAAAGGGCCCGAGCGGCCCUGACGGCCUACAGGGGGAGAAAGGGGAUAUGGGACCCGAAGGGCCCAAAGGUGACGGAGGAGACAGAGGACUGAAAGGCGAGAAGGGAGACCGAGGUGACCGUGGUGAAAAAACAGUGGACGAGACACUGGUGAGACUGGUGAAUGGAUCAGGCCCUCACGAGGGGAGAGUGGAGGUGUUCCAUGAGAGGCGCUGGGGAACGGUGUGUGACGACGUCUGGGACAAGAAGGACGGUGACGUGGUCUGCAGGAUGCUUGGCUACACAGGGGCCUUCGAGAUCCAUAAAACAGGCCGGUUUGGACAAGGUACUGGGCUCAUCUGGAUGGAUGAUGUGGCCUGUGUUGGGAAUGAGGACACCAUCCACCAGUGCAAGUUCUCAGGCUGGGGUAAGACAAACUGUGGGCACGUGGAGGAUGCGGGGGUGACAUGCAACACCUAACACCCACCAUUUUAACUCCCACUCAGUUCAGAGUUCAGUUUUAAACUGCAGAGUUAAAUUGCAGAUGACAGGCAGCAUGAGGUAGAGCAGAGGGGCUGCGUUCUGACGCCCUACACCCACUCACUGCUGUGGGCAACUGAUUUGACUUCAGACCCCUUUAGGGCCUCUUGGCCGACUUUGUCCACGUAAAGUAUAUUUAACAAUAGCUGAACUAGAUUCAGUGCCUAUAAAGGACCAACUUAAAAAUGGUCAGUCACAAAUGUUUGUCCAAUUGUUGGCAGAUGACGCGAUUACAAAGAAAAUAAAGGGAACUAAUGCCAUUUGAAAUAGAUGUAUGGCUUGGCCCCAGUAGAGCCAAGCGUUGGUUUUUAUCAUCAUGACUUAGAGUCUCUCUCUCUCGUUCAUUCUUCUCCCUUCAACUGGCUAAUUUUGAUUAUGUUAGAGCGCAGCCAAAGAUGCCUCUUUCUUCAUCGACAAUUGCAGGGGCGGUUUGGAGACUAACACUUGGUUUAUGUAUGGAAACCAGGACUAAAGUAAGACAAAUUACAGCCCUAGAUGGCUUUUUAUAUUUUGGGAACAUUUUUAUGAAAUGGUAAAACAUGCACAACGACUUGAGGUUUAUCACAGGAAAAGAAACAGGGAAAUAUAGAUUAUUGUGUGAAAUAAGCGAAACCAACCGCUGACGUAAUACACUUUCAAAUGUAAAUCAAGUGUUGCCAUGAGCAUGAUAUCUUUCAUCAUAGAUUUCUGUAGAUGAGCCUAGACAAAUAUUGCUUUGGGAUAUGCAAAGAUAUGUGCUGAGGUCCUGAGGACUAGGUUUGAUACACUCUGAGCCACAUGAAUCUGGACUAUCUCUCAGUAUUUCAUUUGGAGCAUURAAGCAGCACCCCUUUAGACAUGGUCCUCACUUUCAUCCACUGAGGUUCAUACUCAGACAAGUGCUAUUGAGGUGUUAUAGAGUGCUAUAGAGCAGUGGAGGUUGGUGGGAGGAGCUAUAGGAGGACGGGCUCAUUGGAAUGGUUGGAAUGGAAUAAAUGGAGCGGCAUCGAAGACAUCAAACAUAUGGAAACCAAAUGUUUUACUCCAUUCCUUUAUACCAUUCCAGCCAUUACAACAAGCCCAUAGAUCCUCCCACCAGCCUCCAGUGCUAUAGAGUUUUCUGGUUCGAAUACCUGAGCUGACAACGUGAAACAGCUGUAGAUGUGCCCUUGAGCAAGGCACUUGACCAUUUGCUCCAGGGGAGCCAUACUACUAUUGCUGAUCCUGUAAAACAACACAUUUCACUGCACCUAUCUGGUGUAUGUGACAACUGUCAAAGAUAACACCUUACCCUCUUUGUAUAUUUUCACUCAGAUUGGGAAAGGUCCUUAAACAGAAAAUAAACUAUACCAAAUAUUUUC